Messenger RNA from Rhinolophus ferrumequinum (greater horseshoe bat), 4845 nucleotides. RefSeq names its product chromosome 22 C1orf162 homolog (gene C22H1orf162). Bases 2217 to 2588 code for a protein of 123 amino acids. The transcript has 7 exons. The record is from RefSeq and is a predicted model, not a curated record. Lineage: Eukaryota; Metazoa; Chordata; Mammalia; Chiroptera; Rhinolophidae.
AAUUGCUGCCAUUUACCGUUUCUUUGUGUGGUAACAGCCUCCUUGACCACUUUGAAAGAAGGAAAAGGCCGUCACACGCAUCCUCAGAACUUAGACGCGUACAGGGCACAUAGUAAAUGUUAACUAAAUGAUUUUGGAAUGAAUGAAAAAAAUGAAUUCUGUCAGCCACCGAGGUUCAAAAACUUGACGUAAUCAUUGACUCCUCCGGCUGUGCCAUUCUCUGUAUCUAGGUCCCAAGUCUAAUAACGUCCAAUCUUGUGACAGGUUUCCUGUCGGUUCCUGACCAGUCCCACUGCUCAUGUGCUUAUUCAAUACCUGAAAUAUUGCCCCCCUCUCCUAGCUUAUUUUCUUGUCUCUUUCUCUACCCACAAUUUAUCUUAUAUGAUAUGGUAGAAUCUUCCUUAAAGGCCAUGUUUGUCAAACCCCAAUUCAAAAACCUUUAGCGGUUCCUUAUUAAUACUUAAAAUAUAUUUUUGCUUGGAUUUAAAGACCUCCACAAUCUGGCUAAAAUCCAUCCAUGUAGCUAUUUUCUACUUCCCACUCCCAUUCUACAAACAUGCUGAUAUCUCAGAAAUACAUCCCUUGAAUCCCAGCAGCCAGUGCUGGGCCGGAGGCUCUCGUCCCUGUCACUCUCUCUCCCUCCAUCCAGACCCCCCAAGCGCCAGGCCCAGGCCCCAGUCACAGGUCUAUUUGCACAGCCUCGCCUCAUCUCGCCAGCUCUGCUGGCUCUUGGCUUCCUCAAGGCCUGUGAGUUGCUCUGCCCUCUGCCAGAGUCGGUCUUCCCGAGGCUCUCGGCCUGGCCCGCUCUGCCCCGUCCUGUGGUUCUCAGUGUACCUGUCUGCUCCUUGGACGAGCCUUCCUCGGUCACCCAUUUUAUCUAAAGACAUUCUUCCACCGGAUACUCUCUCUCGGAAACGGCAUUCUGCUUCUUUCCUCUGGCCUGUAACGGGACCUGUGAUUAAUCUGUUGUUCACUUGUUUAUCGUGUCUUUUCUCAAUUAGACAGUAGGCUCCAUGAGGAAGGUUCCUGACUCGCUCUCUGAAAUACCCACAGCACCUAGCCCACUGUAUGGCCUAUCGUGCUUAUUUCAUAAGAAUGGUGAUGAAUAUUGUGUUAUGAAUAAAUGUUUUUACAUGAUUCGCCUUCUUUUUGAGGGGCUCUCCGUGCUCUUAACACACCGAAAGUCUGCACAACAGGCACGUACCUCUUAACACUUCUUUGGUUUUCUUUAGCAACCUCGUCUCCAUGGUUGGAAUAAAUGACACAAUAAAAUGCUCAGUGACAAUGAUAAUGUCAUACUGCUGUUGUGCCCCCCACAGUAUCUGGCGUGGUGGUUAAAUACUUCACAUAUACUUUAUUAGAAAUAAACUUGUCUUAUCCCCUUGUGCCCUGGUGUUCAUGUGUCAAAAGAUAAAAAAGGAAGCUCUCAGUUUAUGGGAUUAAAAAUACAGUAAGUAAUGGCCGCAAAGAGGAAGUCUGCCCUCAAGUUUAGUUAAGAUUUGCGACAUAGCUUGAUGGUAGCAGUAAUCAUUUCGUCAUUUCUGAAAAGUAGGAGUAGCAGCGGAAGCAAGUGAAAACUUUAGUUGCAGAUCGUGGCAUCUUCUGACCAGACUUUCUCUUAAAAGGGUGGAGUGGCCCAACGUUCUUUCGAGGUGGCUGUGGUGACAUUUCUUUGGCACGGUUGUAAGUUCCGAGCCGCUGAUGUGAAGGUUAAGAUUUUACAGAAAAGCUCUCCUCCUUCACUUCCCCAGGGUUUAUACAUCAGUCUCCUGUGAGUUGGUGGGAGUUAGUUCUGGAGCACUCAGUCACUUCGUGGUGCCCUGAUAAGAUCAAAUUUCUGGAUCUGCACAGCCGAGGACUGGCUGCUGAGCUGCAGUGACCACACCACGGAAAGUCUGUCACCGCUGACAUCACUACAGCACCCACCCGUUACUCGCCUCUCACUGUUACUGCUCCUACAUCGAGAUUACAGUUGGCCCCUUCACUGCCUCUCCUUUCCAGGCUUUCUGAGAAGUAACUUCUGUAUUCUGAAAAGAAGACAGCAUGGGAGCAAAAAAAUCCACACCUAAAUCCAGCACGGAGUUGCAGCCCCCAUCAUCAAUCACCACUGGGUGCUUGGAGAGAGUGGGGCACCUGGGGACACUUCAGCUGUAAAGAUUCUUGAGAAGUGGCCGAUACACUAACCGCCUUCAUGUUCUCUCAUAGACGUACAAAGCAUGCAAACCACACCAGCCCCAACAGUUCCCUCUGCAUCCUGCUUUUCCAACUAUCCCAUCAAAGAACGCCAUUUGGUCUUAGCCUUUGUUGCUGGGAUUCUACUGACACUGCUGCUGCUGAGUCUUAUCUUCCUUAUCAUAAGGAGCUACAGAAAACGUCACACCAGUCCCCGAGCCCUGGAUCUUCCCUCAGAUCCUCUGUCUAAGUUUCCAUCCAUCCCAGAUGAGGCACUUACCUCGGCGAGCAUGACUUCCAAAAUCUCAAAUGAAAAGAGAAAUCAUUUGACUGCAAAGCAUUCUGCAGACACUGACUCCAUUGUCUAUGCUCAAAUUAAAGUGACAGACUCACCCUGUGUUUCCAGUAAGGCUUGAAUCCAGUUCCUCUCAUCUCAGCUCUAUCUUCACACAUCACUUUCCCUUUUUACAUAUUUUGGACCACAACCUGUGUGAAACUGCAAAUGAAGUUGUUUGGGUGUGAUCUGACAAUGUUAGCCAGCAGUUUUGAAGACCAAGGACCAGUCUUUUUCCUGGCCCAGGAAAAGAUUGCUGGCCCUCCCACUUGGACCAACAGCCCGUUAGCCCCAUGAGGGCCGAGACUGCACCUCUUUGUUCCCUUCCAAAGUGUGUGGUGCAAGCUCAGUGCAUCAAGACUGUUCACUCAGUGGCGUUCAUCAACUUGGACGGAGUCAACCAAAUGCACAAUCUAGCAAGAAUUACAAAUAAAAGCAAACCCUCUGUAAUCUUGGCUCCUUCAUCAUUUGUCUGUCCCUGUCACCUCCUGAUAUCAGGGCCAAAGUUCCAGAGCUCAUCCACAGCCAGAAAAGACUAACGGAGGUGAUGGUACUCAAGUUCAGGAUCGAUGCAGGCGCAGGUCUCAACCGCUGCCACUAACCAGCUACAUUCAUUUGGGCAAGUUCACUAAACUUUUAAAACUUCAAUUGCUUCAUCUUGAAAAUAGAACUAAGAACGCUUACCUCUUAUUGUGAGAAUAAAUGAGAUAACAUAUACCGAAGCCUUCUGCAUAUCUCAAAGUUUUACACAAAUACAAGGUCCCUGUGGUGGAAAGCGUUCACCAGAUGUGGGUGCCCACCUCCUUGCAAUAGCGUGACGUGCGUAACAUUAUAUGGAAACUAACAAGUAAUCUAAGCAAUCUCUCCCCACCCCCAAAUCCCAAUGUAGAAUUCCAUACAUGACCCCAGUAAAAAAUACCAACAAGAUUAUUUUUCACUCAGCAAGAUUAUGCUAAAGUUCCUAUGUUAACAACAAGCAAAAAAAGAAAAUCCAGGAAAAUUCAUAAAAAUGAGCAAAUUAAUAAAAGUAAAAUGGGAAGGCUAGCCCUAACGUUAACUAAAAGUACUGUUUUAUUAAGCAUCACUAGUUAAAACAAUAUGUUAAUAGUUCAUGAAUAAGAAAAUCAGUGGAAUAGAAUAAAAAGACCAGAAAUAGACCACAAUACAUAAGGAAAUUUAGAGUAUGAGGAAGACGGCAUAUCAGAUUACUUGGGGGCGGUAAAUGGUUUAUUCAAUAAAUGGUGUUGAGACGUAGCCAUGUAGAUGAAAAUAAAAUUGGAUCCAUAUCUCACUCUUUGUAUCAAAAUAAAUUCCAGAUAUAUCAAAAAUUUAACUCUAAAAAAUCAUGAAAGUACUAGAAGAAAAAAUAGGAGAGUUUAAAAAAUAAUCUCAGCAUGGAGCAUGCUUUUGAAUGCAUGACACAAAGCCCAGAAACCAGAAAAAUUGACUGACUUGACUUAAGAAAUACCAUUCAAAAGACAAAUGACAAGCUUGGGAAAUAUUUGCAAAGCAUCUCAUAGACAAAGGGCUGAUUUUUUUUAGUAUAUUAAGAGCUCCUCAACAACUCAAUAGAACAAUCAAGAACACAAUUUUUAAAAAGUACAAAGAGUAAGGUUGGGAAAUUCACAGAAAAGAAAAUCAAAAUGGCUUUUACACAUAUGAAGAGAUACUCAACUAAUUAUUUCAUCAUGAGAGACAUAGUGAUUAGAACUAUAAUGAGAUAAUGCUUUCCAUCAAUAAGAUUAGCAAACUUCAUAAGGUUUGCUAAUAAACUGGGCAAAAUUGUGGGGAACCAAGACACACAUAUAACUACUGGUAGGAGAGAGUAAGUUGGCACAACUACCGUGGAAGGCGAUUUGGCAAUAGCUAACGUUUUAAAUUCUCUUUGUAAGAAUUUAUCCUGCUUAAGCAUGUGGAUGGUCACCUAUGAGUGGGGUUCAUAACAGGCAACCCCCCCCCGCCAAGAUGUGCCACUUUGGCAUGUGGAUUAUUUUGAACUGAAGGCAAUCCAGACCCUGUGUCAACAGAAACUUUUACCUCUCUUAAUUUAAAUUGGGGGCCUUGCCCGUAAUAAAACUUAUCACCAGAAAUAACUGUUUUUUUAAUGACCUAAGAAACGGCAAGGCAAACAUUUAAUUUUUGAUCAUGGAGGCACAGAGAGGUUAAGUAACUUGCCAGAGUUCACACUGCUAGUAAGUCAUGGCACCAGGACUCAGGCCAGGUAGGCUGGCCCAGAGUUUACACAUUUAUCCAUUAUGCUCAACUCUCUGAAACAGUGAAAGAUCGGGGAAACCCUCAUUGUCUAUUGAGAAGGCACGGCUGAUGGAGUGCAAUGUAGC